AUGCAAUCCCUCAUGAAGUUCCCCAACGAACUUCUUUUGCAAGUGUCCUCGGACCUGACUGCACGCGACCUCAAUGCCCUCCUGCGCACCAACAAAUUCUUCGCCCGCCUCCUCACAACCCCACUACGCACCCUCGCCACCCAGGACGUCUACGGCACCCCCGCACUCGUCUGGGCCGCCGACCGCGGCCACUACCCACUCAUUGCCUACCUUCUUACUACCCCCAUCAUUUGUGUCAAUGCCGCAGACCCGCUCGGCGUUACAGCGCUCCACAAGGCGUCCAUAAAUGGCGACGCCGCCGUCGUCCGCCUGCUGCUCGAGAACGGAGCGGACGUCCACGCUAUAGAAACAAAGAUGGGCGCCACGCCGCUACACUGGGCCGCGCUCUACGCAAGAAGAGAGAUUGUACAGGUGCUUGUUGCGGCCGGCGCAGACGUCAACAGGGUCAGCGGCGUUUCGGCGCGGACCCCUCUGCAGAUGGCAUGUGUGGCGCGCCAUGGGCUCGAGGGGCGCUGGGUGCGGCUUGGCGGCGUGGGCGAGGGCGUGGACAUAGGAGAGCUACAGGAGAGGGCCGAGACGGCGGUGGUCGAGGUUGUGAGCGCGCUGCUGGCGCACGGGGCGCACACGUGGGUGCGCGACAACACGGGCAAGACGGUACUACAUCUAGCGGUCAAGCAUGUGGGCAAGUGGGGACACCACGGGAGCACGCUCCCGCAGGUGCUUAUCGAGGCGGGCGCAGAGAUGGGCGUGCUGGACCACCUGGGGUGGACGGAGCUACAGACGGCGGCGCUGUACGGGUGCGUGAGCGUUGUGCAGAUGCUGUUGGAGAAGGGCGCAAAAAUCGAGGACGCGAACCCGGCGACGGCGCUGCACGUUGCGGUACACCAUGGGAAGGUUGAGGUUGUGAGAUUGCUGCUGGAGAAGGGCGCGGACGUGGAUGUGCGGGACCGGAAGGGUAAGACGCCACUGCAUGAAGCGGUUUUGGGCGCGCCGCCGGAGCUCAGGAGACUCCUGUCCAAGAGCCGGGUGGAUGUUAUUCAGGGGGCCAAAGAGGAGAUGGUGAGGAUGCUACUGCGUCGGGGGGCCAGGGUCGAUGCUGUGGAUCCAAAGGGGAAGACGGCGCUGCAUUAUGCGGCGAGCGUGAGGGAUGCGGUCACGGUGGCCAUGCUGCUGGAGAACGAGGUUGCGCCGGCGGACGUCACAGUGAAAGAUGAGAAGGGCCGGACGCCGAGGCAGUAUGCUGAGGAGAAUGGGUGGAUGAGCGUUGUGGAGGUGCUGAGGUGCCGGGAGGAGGAAUUGGGGGUUGGUGCCGGCGUCGAUGGUGUUAUAGUUGAAGGCGGGGAGAGCAGUAGCAGUAGCAGUAGUAGCAGCAGCAGCGGUAGUAGUGACGAGGGAAAUGAUAGCUAG
Molecule: messenger RNA, 1407 nt
Organism: Morchella sextelata
Lineage: Eukaryota; Fungi; Ascomycota; Pezizomycetes; Pezizales; Morchellaceae
Exons: 1
Coding region: 1-1407 (468 amino acids)
Molecular function (GO): protein binding
Source: RefSeq, a predicted model, not a curated record